ACGGAGUCCGAUGUAGCGGUUGCCAGCAGCGGGCGGCUCUUGUGUCCCUGCGGGCGUUGAAACACAAAACCUUUCUUGGAAACAGAUUCCGGGAACCUCGGUGAGUCCGGCUGAACCGAGCUGCUGUCUCCUCUGCGCCUCACUCAGGGAGGGGAGCGCUUCAAUCGCACAUCCAGCGCUCAGCACGCUUAUACAUAUUUGAAUCAUUUUAGAGGACUGAAGCGAAAACUUUGGAGGAACGUUUAUUAUUUUAUUUUUUUCUCGCUGUCAGCCCCUCUGCUUGGGUCCUUAAAUACUCACUGCAGGGCUGUUUUCACGCUGGUUUCAAUCCUUAUGGUUUUUCCUGAUUUGAGGUGCGCUGUCGGUCAGCAAUGGUUGCUCGGGCGGUGACCAUUUUCCAUCAUGAGGAACAAAGAAAGUCAUCCUGCUCGGAUCCUGCGCCUCCAUCCUGGGACCCAGCAGAUGACCUCCGCUGCAUCACCACCACCUUCCAGUAUCUGCAGACUUCUGGUUGGUACUGGGGUCCCAUCUCAGCGAGUAAAGCUCGGGAAGCUCUCCUCACAAAGUCUGAAGGCACAUUCCUGGUGCGGGACAGCAGCCAUCCACAGUACAUGCUGGCUCUGUCAGUGAAGACUCGCUGUGGACCUACCAGCGUGCGUAUAGAGUACAGCAAGGGCUGUUUCUGGCUAGACUCUGUCUCCCCUGGCCUGCCUCAGCUGCAGUCCUUCCCAGAUGUUCCUAGCCUUAUACAGCACUACACCAGCUCAGGCCACGCAGCACAGGACCAGACAUCCAGUGACAUUCACCCCCAAAUGGAACCUGACCCUUCCCAGCACGCAGCUAAAGACAGUGGAGUACCCCUGAAGCUGAAGCACCCGCUUCACAAACUAGAGGUUUUCCCUUCUUUGCAGCACCUGACACGCCUCGCCAUCAACAGGCACACAAACUGCCCCAACCAGCUGCCCCUCCCAAAGCCUCUGCUCUUCUACUUGCAGGACUAUCCUUUCUCGAUAUAAUACCUGCCCCUCAGAGACAGGACAAUCAGACUGGAACAUGGUCGCGCCGUUGAGCGCAUACUGUGAAUCGGGGACUCUUUGAUAUAUUUAUGUAUAAUAAACCACUCUUGACCUCACUGCUCAUGAAUGAGCUUAUUCUUACUGCACUGCCGCUGGUAUUCUUCAAUAAAUAUUCAAUUAUUUACUGUGAAA
Molecule: messenger RNA, 1208 nt
Organism: Oreochromis aureus
Lineage: Eukaryota; Metazoa; Chordata; Actinopteri; Cichliformes; Cichlidae
Product: cytokine-inducible SH2-containing protein-like
Exons: 3
Coding region: 372-1016 (214 amino acids)
Biological process (GO): phosphatidylinositol phosphate biosynthetic process; intracellular signal transduction
Cellular component (GO): phosphatidylinositol 3-kinase complex
Molecular function (GO): 1-phosphatidylinositol-3-kinase regulator activity
Source: RefSeq, a predicted model, not a curated record